GGCUCCCGCAGCAUGCCAGCCCGCGCCCCUCCUCGCCGCCUGCCGCGGCUCUUGCUGCUCCGUUUGCUGUCGCUGCAUCUGCUGUUGCUCGCCCUGCGCGCCCGCUGCCUAAGCGCUGAGCCGGGUCAGGGCGCGCAGACCUGGGCUCGCUUUGCGCGCCCUCCUGCCCCAGAGGCCGCUGGCCUCCUCCAUGACACCUUCCCCGACGGUUUCCUCUGGGCGGUAGGCAGCGCCGCCUACCAGACCGAGGGCGGCUGGCGACAGCACGGCAAAGGCGCGUCCAUCUGGGACACUUUCACCCAUCACCCUCGGGCCAUCCCGGACGACUCCCCGAUCGUCAUGGCGCCGUCGGGUGCCCCGUCGCCUCCCCUGCCCUCCACUGGAGAUGUGGCCAGCGACAGUUACAACAACGUCUACCGCGACACAGAGGGGCUACGCGAACUGGGGGUCACCCACUACCGCUUCUCCAUAUCGUGGGCGCGGGUGCUCCCCAAUGGCACCGCGGGCACCCCCAACCGCGAGGGGCUGCGCUACUACCGGCGGCUGCUGGAGCGGCUGAGGGAGCUGGGCGUGCAGCCGGUGGUCACUCUGUACCAUUGGGACCUGCCGCAGCGCCUACAGGACACCUAUGGCGGCUGGGCCAAUCGCGCCCUGGCGGACCAUUUCAGGGAUUACGCCGAGCUCUGCUUCCGCCACUUCGGUGGUCAGGUCAAGUACUGGAUCACCAUUGACAACCCCUACGUGGUGGCCUGGCACGGGUACGCCACCGGCCGCCUGGCCCCAGGCGUGCGGGGCAGCUCCAGGCUCGGGUACCUGGUUGCCCACAACCUACUUUUGGCUCACGCCAAAGUCUGGCACCUCUACAACACCUCCUUCCGCCCCACUCAGGGAGGCCGGGUGUCCAUCGCCUUAGGUUCCCAUUGGAUCACCCCUCGAAGGAUGACUGACCAUCACAUCAGAGAGUGUCAGAAGUCUCUUGACUUCGUGCUAGGCUGGUUUGCCAAGCCCAUAUUUAUCGAUGGCAACUACCCAGAGAGUAUGAAGAACAACCUCUCAUCCCUGCUGCCCGAUUUUACUGAAUCCGAGAAGAGAUUCAUCAGGGGAACAGCUGACUUCUUUGCUCUCUCCUUCGGACCAACCUUGAGCUUUCAACUACUAGACCCCAGCAUGAAGUUCCGCCAGCUGGAGUCUCCCAGCCUGAGGCAGCUUCUGUCUUGGAUAGAUCUGGAGUAUAACCACCCUCAGAUAUUUAUUGUGGAAAAUGGCUGGUUUGUCUCGGGUACCACCAGAAGAGAUGAUGCCAAAUACAUGUAUUAUCUCAAGAAGUUCAUAAUGGAAACCUUAAAAGCCAUCAGGCUGGAUGGGGUCGACGUCAUUGGGUACACCGCAUGGUCCCUCAUGGAUGGUUUCGAGUGGCACAGGGGCUACAGCAUCCGACGAGGACUCUUCUAUGUCGACUUUCUGAGUCAGGACAAGGAGUUGUUGCCCAAGUCUUCGGCCUUGUUCUACCAAAAGCUGAUAGAGAACAAUGGCUUCCCUCCUUUACCUGAGAACCAGCCCCUUGAAGGGACCUUUCCCUGUGACUUUGCUUGGGGAGUUGUUGACAACUACAUUCAAGUGGACCCCACUCUCUCUCAGUUUACUGACCCGAAUGUCUAUCUGUGGGAUGUGCAUCACAGUAAGAGGCUUAUUAAAGUAGACGGGGUUGUAGCCAAGAAGAGAAAACCUUACUGUGUUGAUUUCUCUGCCAUCCGGCCUCAGAUAACCUUACUUCGAGAAAUGCGGGUCACCCACUUUCGGUUCUCGCUAGACUGGGCCCUGAUCUUGCCUCUGGGUAACCAGACCCAAGUGAACCGCACGGUUCUGCACUUCUACCGCUGUAUGGUCAGCGAGCUGGUGCACGCCAACAUCACUCCAGUGGUGGCCCUGUGGCAACCAGCAACCCCACACCAAGGCCUGCCACAUGCCCUUGCAAAACAUGGGGCCUGGGAGAACCCGCACACUGCCCUGGCAUUUUCAGACUACGCAAACCUGUGCUUUGAAGAGCUAGGCCACUGGGUCAAGUUCUGGAUCACCAUAAAUGAGCCAAACACACGGAACAUGACCUACCGUGCGGGGCACCACCUGCUUAAGGCUCAUGCCUUGGCAUGGCACCUGUACGAUGACAAAUUUAGGGCGGCUCAGAAAGGCAAAAUAUCCAUCGCCUUGCAGGUUGACUGGAUAGAACCGGCCUGCCCAUUUUCUCAGAAGGACAAAGAAGUGGCGGAGAGAGUUUUGGAAUUUGAUGUAGGCUGGCUGGCAGAGCCCAUUUUCGGCUCCGGAGAUUAUCCGCAUGUGAUGAGGGAAUGGCUGAACCAAAAAAACAACUUUCUUCUGCCCUAUUUCACGGAAGAUGAGAAAAAGCUAAUCCGGGGUUCCUUUGACUUCCUGGCAUUGAGCCAUUACACCACCAUCCUUGUAGACUGGGAAAAGGAGGAUCCGAUAAAAUACAACGAUUACCUGGAGGUGCAGGAGAUGACUGACAUCACGUGGCUCAACUCCCUCAAUCAGGUGGCGGUGGUGCCUUGGGGGCUGCGCAAAGCGCUCAACUGGCUAAGGUUCAAGUAUGGAGACCUCCCGAUGUUCGUGACAGCCAAUGGCAUUGAUGACGAUCCCCAUGCCGAGCAAGACUCACUGAGGAUGUAUUAUAUUAAGAAUUACGUGAAUGAGGCUCUGAAAGCCUACGUGUUGGACGGCAUCAACCUUUGUGGCUACUUUGCGUAUUCGCUUAGUGACCGCUCAGCUCCCAAGUCCGGCUUUUAUCGAUACGCUGCGAAUCAGUUCGAGCCCAAACCGUCUAUGAAACAUUACAGGAAAAUUAUUGACAACAACGGCUUCCUGGGUUCCGGAACGCUGGGAAGGUUUUGUCCGGAAGAGUACACCGUGUGCACCGGAUGCGGCUUUUUUCAAACCCGGAAGUCCCUGCUGGCCUUCAUCUCGUUUCUAGUUUUUGCUUUCGUUACUUCUCUCGCUCUUAUUUAUUACUACUCCAAGAAAGGCCGGAGACGUUAUAAAUAAGUGUGAACGCCCGCCCUGCCAUUCGCUUUGGGAUCAGUACGCACGCACCGUCAACCGUCAGCUGCUUGUGUUGUGACGCCACGUUCCACACUUUUGGACUCUGGAAAACCUUUUCCUGUCAAGGAUGGUGGCGGUUUUAAACAGGCACUGGCGACUAUAAAAUAUUGCAGGGUGAAUGGUAUCUGCUCUCUUUGGCGGCAAUUACGCACCUAUGCCCACCGCAGUUUCUACACUGUGGGAGUACACAGUAGGGUCACCGAAGUUUCUACAGCACCCCCGUAUGGAAGACACGGAAUACGCUUGUGGUAACAGUGCCAAACAGACAGGACUUUGAAGAGCCACUCCAGGAACUUUUCUAUCAGUGACCAUUUUGAAAUUCACAUCUUCUUUGGAAGUAACAGUCACUCAGUUGACAACUUAACACCUGGACUUUACCUGAUCCAGUUUUACAAGGGGAAGUAGAAAAAUACCUAGCCGAGAUGGCCAAGAGCCCCGAGGCCAAAACAGCCCGUUAAAAAAGCGCUAUUUCUGCCAAAUGCUGCUAAUGUUGAUUUAUGAAUGUAUUUAGAAAGCUCAUUAUGGAAAUUUAUAUUUUUGUGAAUGUUUUUGUGCUGUGCCUAAACCCCAGAUCCUAGAGUCUUACUGACUUUCCUUUCAGAGCCUGCACGCAGGUUGAAGAUUUUUUUUUUUUUUUUUUUUUUUUUUUUUUUUUUGAUAAACGUUUGCAAAAAAAUAAAGAUGAGUCCUGAGCUGCUGGCCUCUUCGGAAGCGGAAACUUUGUGUUGCUCUGCAGCAGUUCGAGGAAAGAAGGGAUUUUUUUUUUUUUUUUUAAAGUGAGCAACAUGAGUGAUUUGGUUGAACGUCCUUUUAUCUUUGAACAGAGAUUGGGAUGAAUGAAAUGACCUCCCCCACGGGAAGAAAGAUGAGCUCUCACCGAAACUGUAAAGAAUGUCUCUGUUGCAUUCUUCAGAAUAUGCUGUCAAUGCUUGGUUGCAGUGAUGUUCAAAUUCCUUAGUAGACCCGACAGUGAUCCAGUGCGAGCACACUGGGAACCUGUCCCUGUGGUCGCUGAGACCUACUGUGUGCUUCUGUACGUGUGAAGGGGCUUUGAAGUAGCCCCUCUUGGAGCAUUUACACCAACCAUGCUCCUGACUUCUGUAGAAAGGGCUAAUUAAGUCUUCUCCUUCCACACCCGAUACUGUAAGUCUUAGUGACUCUCACCGCAGAAGUCUCUGUGCUAUACCUGAGUGGUCUUAUAGAUAAGCUGAUACCAGAUCAGGCAGGAUUAAUCAGUCCUAGCAGGCCUAGCUACCCUUGCUGACACAGGGUCACAGUGCACAUAGUUCAUCACCCUGUUAGUCUUCAUCUUGUGAUGUGGUAUGGUUUUCCUCAUGAAUGAUCAGCUUCUGCUGUGGCAGUCUUUAUACAUCUGGACUUAACAUUGAAAUCAAAUGCUAUAGAAUCAAUAGUUUAUUUUGUCUAUUUUUCUUGAUUGCAGAGUAAUAUAUACUAAUUGUAAAAAAUUUAGAAAUGAAAACAAUAUGUGAAGAAAAAUUAUAAUAUAACACAGAGAUGCCUUUGACGGCUCCUGUGUGUCAUGUUUUGUGUAGUCAGAUCGUGUUAUACGUAGGCAUACACCUUCCUUAUUCACUCAUGUUGAAAUAAUUCUGUCGUUACUCUUCAAGAGCAAAGUUUUAAUCGUUAUGGGGAAUGUUGUCAGAAUAGCUCAAAACUGUCUUACUUGUUGGCCCAAUUUCCCACUAAUUAGUUCAAUAAUAAAUAUCAUCUAGAAAUCA
Molecule: messenger RNA, 4853 nt
Organism: Rattus rattus (black rat)
Lineage: Eukaryota; Metazoa; Chordata; Mammalia; Rodentia; Muridae
Gene: Kl
Product: klotho
Exons: 5
Coding region: 13-3057 (1014 amino acids)
Biological process (GO): carbohydrate metabolic process
Molecular function (GO): hydrolase activity, hydrolyzing O-glycosyl compounds
Source: RefSeq, a predicted model, not a curated record